AUGGAUUAUCAAAACCGCGCCGGUUCCAAAUUCGGCGGUGGUGGUGUCGCCUCUCAAAGCGCCACCAACGCCGAUCGCCGCGAACGUCUUCGCAAACUGGCACUGGAGACCAUCGACCUGGACAAAGACCCCUACUUCUUCAAGAACCACGUCGGCUCCUUCGAGUGUCGCCUGUGUCUGACUGUCCACCAAAACGAUGGCUCCUACCUCGCUCACACCCAAGGAAAGAAGCAUCAGACCAACCUUGCCCGCCGCGCAGCAAAAGAGCAGAAGGAGGGCAAAGGACAGAUCGAUCCCCAGACCGGCUUGCCCGUCGGUAGGAACGUGGUCAAGAUUGGGCGGCCCGGAUACAAGAUUACCAAGGUUCGGGACCCGGUCACGAGGCAGCAGGGCUUGUUAUUCCAACUGCAAUACCCAGAGAUCACCAGCGACGUCAUCCCCAAGGUCCGAUUCAUGAGUGCCUUCGAGCAGCGGGUCGAGGAGCCUCCGGACAAGAACUUUCAGUACAUGUUGGUGGCUGCCGAACCCUACGAGACCUGUGCUUUUAAGCUGCAGGCGAGAGAGAUAGACAGGAGCGGUGAGAGAUACUGGACCUGGUGGGAUAAGGAUCUGAAGGAGUUCUGGGUUCAGGUCAUGUUCAUGACAGAAAGAGAAGAGCGAUACGUGGGCGUGCCUGGUUUGCCGGGACGCCGGUAG
Messenger RNA from Truncatella angustata, 696 nucleotides. RefSeq lists its product as uncharacterized. The record is from RefSeq and is a predicted model, not a curated record. Gene Ontology annotation, biological process: spliceosomal complex assembly. NCBI's taxonomy places the organism in Eukaryota, Fungi, Ascomycota, Sordariomycetes, Amphisphaeriales, Sporocadaceae. Bases 1 to 696 code for a protein of 231 amino acids. Gene Ontology annotation, cellular component: catalytic step 2 spliceosome; U2-type prespliceosome; nucleus. Gene Ontology annotation, molecular function: nucleic acid binding; zinc ion binding. The transcript is spliced from 2 exons.